AAUUAUCUUCUUCUUCGUUAAUUACAACUCUGUAACUCUCUCUCUCUUCAGAUCCAUGGCUCUUCUCUACCUUGCCGCCAUAGCUUUUACCAUUUACAUCUUCACAAAUCGUAUCCUCCAUAAGAUCCGAAACCUACCGCCAACUCCUUUUCCCACUCUCCCAAUAAUCGGCCAUCUCUACCUCUUCUCAAAUCCUCUUCACCGUGCCCUAGCCCGAAUCUCCUCCCGUCACGGUCCAAUCAUUUUCCUCCGAUUCGGAUCUCGUCCAGUCCUCCUAAUCUCCUCUCCCUCCGCCGCUAACGAUUGUUUCACCAAAAACGACCUUGUUUUCGCCAAUCGCCCUAAACUAAUGUCCGGAAAUAUCCUAGGGUACAACUACACAAGCCUAUCCUGGUCUCCUUACGGUGAUAACUGGCGUAAUCUCCGUAGAAUCGCAACAAUUGAGAUCUUAUCAUCUCACCGUCUCCAAUUACUAUCCAGCGUACGAAUCGAUGAGGUUAGACGGUUGAUUUGUAGAUUAGAUAAGGGAUCUAGAUCUGGCGAGACGGUUAAUAUGAAGAAGAGUUUAUUUGAGUUGAUGUCGAAUGUUAUGACUAUGAUGAUUGCUGGUAAGAGGUACUUUGCAGAGGAAGAAGAGACGAUGAAGGCGGAGAAGUUUAGGGAGAUGGUGGAAGCGACGUUUCGAUUGAGUGGUGCGACGAAUCAUUUGGAUUUUUUGCCGGUUUUGAAGUGGAUUGGUGUUAGAGGAUUGGAGAAAGAGUUGAUGGAAUUGAUGGAGAAGAGAGAGAAGUGGUUGUUGGAGAUGAUUGAUGGAAAUAGAAGAUCGAUUGAAGGAAUUGAAAUGGAAGAUGAACAGAUUGGAGGAGGAAGGAAGAAGACGAUGAUUGAAUUGUUGCUUUCAUUGAAGGAAUCUGAGCCUGAGUAUUAUACGGAUAGUAAGAUUGGAAGCAUCAUUUGGGUUUUAUUAGCUGCUGGAACAGACACAUCAGCUGGAACUAUGGAAUGGGCUUUAUCACUCCUUCUCAACAAUCCAAAAAUCUUAAAGAAGGCCCAAGACGAAAUAGAUGAAAAGGUUGGUUUCGAAAGAAUACUCGAAGAAUCGGACUUGGCCCAACUUCCUUACCUUCAUUGUAUCAUAACCGAAACCAUGCGACUAUUCCCCGUCGGACCACUUCUAGUUCCCCACGAGUCCUCUGAUGAUUGUUCUGUUGGUGGCUAUAGAGUCCCACGUGGAACUAUGUUGCUCGUAAACGUGAGUGCCAUACAAAAUGAUCCCGAAUUAUGGGAAAAUCCUAAUGAGUUUAGGCCCGAGAGGUUUGAAGGGCUCGAUAGGUCCCGAGAAGAGUUUAAGUUAUUUCCAUUUGGGAUGGGAAGAAGGCGAUGUCCCGGAGAGGGCUUAGCCAUGCGAAUGAUUGGGCUUACACUUGGAUCGUUGAUUCAAUGCUUUGAUUGGGAAAGAUUGGACAAAGAGAUGGUGGACAUGACCGAAGGUCGUGGGCUUACAAUGCAUAAGGCACAUCCUCUUAUUGCUAAGUGUAGAUCAAGGCCCAUAGUUUCUAGUCUUUUGUCUAAUUAAACUUAACACAAUCACUCUAAUUUUAAAUUUUAAGAUUUGGUUUAUUAA
Messenger RNA from Impatiens glandulifera, 1624 nucleotides. RefSeq names its product cytochrome P450 81Q32-like. The record is from RefSeq and is a predicted model, not a curated record. The transcript has 2 exons. Gene Ontology annotation, molecular function: iron ion binding; monooxygenase activity; heme binding. Lineage: Eukaryota; Viridiplantae; Streptophyta; Magnoliopsida; Ericales; Balsaminaceae. The coding region runs from base 56 to 1576 and encodes 506 amino acids.